Messenger RNA from Ochlerotatus camptorhynchus, 2209 nucleotides. It is a transcript of the gene tacc, whose product is annotated as transforming acidic coiled-coil protein. The record is from RefSeq and is a predicted model, not a curated record. Lineage: Eukaryota; Metazoa; Arthropoda; Insecta; Diptera; Culicidae. Gene Ontology annotation, biological process: mitotic spindle organization; cerebral cortex development; cell population proliferation. The transcript has 6 exons. Gene Ontology annotation, cellular component: cytoplasm. Bases 150 to 2060 code for a protein of 636 amino acids.
CUAACCACCAACGAAGAACGACGGUCAGCCAGUGAAUAGUGGAGAAAAUCAAGCCAAUUCAAUCAUCCAUCGUCUUGAAGUUUGUAAUUGUGGUGUGAAAAUUUAUUUUUUUCCUUCGUUUUCCAGCCAAAUCGGUACACAUUCUCAUUAUGUCUGACGACGAGGCCCAGAUUCAAAGCGAGGAAGAGGUCACCGAAACCCCAAAGAAGGGGCGUGGACGCCCGAAGAAGCCCGAAACUCCGGCAUCCGGCGAGCGCGAACUAAGCGGUAGCUUCCGAGCUAACGGUGUAAUCGAGAAACUGGAAUCGAUGCUAACGGCCUUCAAGGGCACCCUGUGGGGUCACCACUCGUCCCCACAGUUGGGACACAUUCUAGUGCAUCAUGAAGCUCCGGCGCCGCCAGUAACCUCCGGCAAGAGCGACAUCAUCUUCAAACGACCCCCUUCAUGCGCUGCGGCAGAGGAGGACAGUUUCCCCCUCCAUCAUACGGGUGGCCGGGACGAACAGGAAGAGGUACUUCACUUCCCCGAGCGAAUAUCACUACCAAUUGUGGUACCACCAACGCUAACACCAACACCAACCGCAGCACAGGAACAGGAACCACCGUCGGAGUGUGAAUUCAAGGUACCACCGUUACCACCAUUGUCAACCGGAUCGCCGUCGUCGGAUUUGUUUGCGGAUACUGUCACCUUUCAUGGUAGGCCAGAGCAGGGCUGCUUCCUAGACCACAACAGUGAAUUCCAGCCGUCGCAGAACUAUCAAUUUGCGGCUUCGGACUUUGACUUCCUACUGUCCAAGGGCGGAGGAAACGAGCAGGAGGUAGAAACGCCCCGCGAUUCGCUGCUAUUGAGAUUUGAUCCCCUGCUGAAGGUGGCACCGUUGGUCAACAGUGGUCGUCUCAGUGUGACCCGGGAGGAGGAGCAGGAAGAAGAACAACAACACUUCGACGAACAGGAACUGGUGUCUGUUGAAGGUGGCAUAGAAAUCAGCAAUAACCCACCACCGGUUAUAAUAGAAACAGCACCGGCGGCAGAAGACGGCGUAGGCGAGAGCCCCGACGACGACCACCAUCAUCAGGAGCAGCUACAACCGCAGCAGCAGCAGCAGCACCAGUUUUGUGUGGGCGAAGGUGGUGGUGUACUGCUGACGGGACUGGAGACAAGCGGAUUUAUUGCUGCUGCUGUCGUUGUCUCCCCCACUUCCACUACGUUCUGCGCCAGCACCACCAUGGAUAUCGACGAAGAGGCAAAAAAUCUGCAACCACACUGCGCAGAUGACGAAGAGGCAGACGAAAAAAUGAGCGUUGACAAUACGAUGAUACUGGACGGCGAAAGCUCGACGGCAGAACGAAACACGAGCUACAUGGAGCCGGAUCAGGAUUUCAAUGGCACCGGCGUCAGCAGCGCCAGCAGCAACAGCAACAGCGAGCUACUAGCAGAUAAGAGGAGCAAAAAUGAAUCGCUGAAAAUCGAAGAACUGCAGAAAAAACUCAGCGAGGCGGAACUCCGCGAGGAAGCCCUGCUGAAGCGGAUUACCGACAAGGACAAAGCCAUCUCGAAGAUGAGCGGAGUGGUGGAAGCGUACGAACGCACCAUCGCCGAUCUCAUAACCCAGAAGGAACAGACGACGCAAAGCUACGAGAAAACAUGCGAAGCCCUCAAGACGGACAGUGACAUAAAUGCGCAACAUUUAGAAUCGCUGGAGAAAACCUUCUCCGAUCUGCACGCCAAGUACGAACGGAUGAAGGUCAUGACGGCCGAGUACAAGGAACGGGAAGAGGAACUGGUCAACGAGCGGAAUCGGUGCGAGGAGAGCCUGCGGAUGCAGGAGAAGCGCUACGAAAACAUGAAAAGCCACGCCAUGACGCAGCUGGAAAUUGCCAACAACAAACUGUCCGAACUGGUCCGCAAUCAUGCCCAGGAGGUGACCAAGUUGAAGGCCCUGCUGAAGAAGGAGGAAAUCUACCGGGCCUCGGUGAACGAACAGCUGAGCCAGAAGACGCGGGAGAACGAGGAAUUGGUCAAGAUCUGUGAGGAGCUAAUCAACGGAGGUGCUAAUUGAGAGCGUGAGGGUGGGACGUCGUUAGUGGUAAGAGUGAAAUCGAGAGUGCGGUUAUUCUUGUAAUAAUUCGGUUAAAUUAAUUGAAUACAAACAAUGUAACGCUUGACAUUGGAAUCGUGAAGUAAUCAAUACACAUGUUAAACUUUCAA